This is a messenger RNA of Lucilia cuprina (Australian sheep blowfly), 1353 nucleotides long. Its product is annotated as glutathione S-transferase 1-like. Gene Ontology annotation, biological process: glutathione metabolic process. Gene Ontology annotation, molecular function: glutathione transferase activity. The record is from RefSeq and is a predicted model, not a curated record. The transcript has a single exon. The coding region runs from base 70 to 738 and encodes 222 amino acids. NCBI's taxonomy places the organism in Eukaryota, Metazoa, Arthropoda, Insecta, Diptera, Calliphoridae.
GAAUGGGAAGAUUAGUUUCUUGAGAUCCGGCAACAGACACAGUCGUUAGAUUCGUAACAUUAAAACAAAAUGCCCAAAUUAACUUUAUAUGGUUUAGAUCUUAGUCCACCUUUCCGUGCCUGUGUUUUAACUUUGAAGGCAUUGGAUUUACCAUACGAAUACAAAUUCAUUAAUUUGUUGGAAAAAGAACACUUGUCUGAAGAUUACCUAAAAAAGAAUCCCCAACACACAGUACCUCUUUUGGAAGAUGAUGGACAUUUUAUCUGGGAUUCCCAUGCCAUCAUCACCUACUUGGUGAGCAAAUAUGGCAAAGAUGAUUCUCUCUAUCCCAAGGAUUUGCUUAAGCGUGCAGUCGUCGAUCAACGUUUGCACUUUGAAAGCGGUGUAGUAUUCCAAGGCAGUUUGCGUAACAUUACAACUCCCUUGAUCAUGAAGAAUGUAACUAGAAUUCCAAGAGAAAAAAUUGAUGCCAUUGUUGACACCUACGGAUUUUUGGAAGUUUUCCUUAAGGAUUCACCAUAUUUGGCCGGCGAUCAUUUAACUGUGGCCGAUUUCAGUAACAUUUCGACAGUUAGUUCUUUGGUGGCAUUUGUUGAAAUUGACAGUGUUAAAUAUCCAAAAUUGACUGCCUGGAUUAAGCGUUUGGAAGCUCUUCCUUAUUAUCAUGAAGCAAAUGCUGUUGGUGCCAAAAUAUUGAUUGAUAUUAUUAAAUCUAAGAACUUCACAAUUGUAGAUUAAGUCGGUAAUAUUUAAAUAUUAAUUUGUUAUUAAACUUAAAUAUAAUUAAGUGUUAAAAUACUUUAUAAAUGGUUUAAUUAAACAGUUUUCACAAAUGUUUAUUGCUCCACAAAAGUUAUCUGUAGAAUUGGGUCCACGAUUAACACAAGCUCUGUCCGCAUUGUUACUAAAUGUGUUUGAAAAGUAAUAACUGUAACAAUUUCACAUUUAUCGGACAGUUAUUAUUAUGAAUGAAUCAAAAUGAAGGUAUUCACUUUUUCAAGGACUUUAUUACACACAUACGUUUUCAGCUAUAACACCGACAAUAUAUUUGAGACAACAAGAUUUUCAUACUGGCAAAAUACAAAGUUUCCAUUGUAAUCAAGUAUGGUUUACAGAUGAAUCUAAACUAACGUAUUGUGAGACUGGAGACAUUAUUAUAUAUAUAUAGGUGGUAGUGUGCUAGUCUGUGAGUCUAGGGUUGUGGGUUCGAUUCUCACCAGAGAAUCUGGUCUGCUAAAAUACAAAGGGCAUAUGGUCAUCGUUACCCUGUUUGGUAAAUUAGGUUAGAAUAUAAUUUAUAAUUAACAAUUAAUUAAAUCAAAUAAAUAAUAUUCGUGUUAUAUUUUAAACCGA